Molecule: messenger RNA, 657 nt
Organism: Kazachstania africana CBS 2517
Lineage: Eukaryota; Fungi; Ascomycota; Saccharomycetes; Saccharomycetales; Saccharomycetaceae
Gene: RNQ1
Product: prion domain-containing protein RNQ1
Exons: 1
Coding region: 1-657 (218 amino acids)
Source: RefSeq, a predicted model, not a curated record
AUGUCUUCUACAGUUCUAGUUGAUGAAGCAGAAUACUUUCUGGAACAUGGAAAUCAUCAUGAGGCAGUUGCUAGGUUGACCAAAGCAGCCAACUCGAAUCCUUCCAGCAGCGAAAGCUCCAGAAUUGAUACUUUAGUCAGUCAUAUAGGCAGCCAUGUAAUGCAACAUCAAGCGCAGGGAUCUGAAGAUAGAGGCCUUGGCGAAUCGUUCAUAAAUACUAUGAUGACCAGUAGUAACGGUUCAGCAAAGUCACAACUGGGAAAACUCGCAUUAUUGACUACAGUCUUAUCGUCAAAUAAGAAAGGAACUGGGGGAUACAACUUUGGAUCUUUAGCCUCCGUAUUUGCAAGUACCCCAAGUGGCGGAAUGAGUGGAAGUUCUUUAGCUGCAUUAGCGACGGCUUUUUAUGGUGGUGAAAGUCUCAAACAUGCCAAUGCUGGAACGUUUUCAACCCUUUCUUCGCUAGCGUCCUCUUAUUUUGGAGGUGCUGAGACUCAAAAAGCUAGCCAAAACGAAGAUGAUGUUUAUGAGGAGCAAGGGCACGGUAAGUUCUCAGAAUUAGCUUCGACAGCAAGUUCCUACUUUGGAAGAGGAAAUGAGUAUGAGAAACAGGGAUAUACAGAAGGGAAUAGAGGUGAUAGCGAUCAGAAGAAGUGA